AUGGUGAGAGCAGCAGCCAAGCCUGGCGAGGAUGCCGUGGGCAGGAGCGGCCGGGUCUAUGCUGGGAAGUCGCUCUUCCUCUUUGGCGCUCGGAGCACGCCACGCAAGCAGGCAAUCAGCAUCGUUGAGUCGCCACUUUUCGACCCGUUCAUCCUGCUGGUGAUCCUCGGCAACUGCGCCUUGAUGGCGUGGAACUCGCCCUUGGAUCCGCCCGGCACGCAGAAGGCUGCCUUGAUCGGCACGUGCGAGCACGUGGCGCUCGCAAUCUUCACCGCAGAGAUGGUUGUCAAGGUGCUAUCGUUCGGCUUCGUGCUGGGCCGGGGUGCGUACCUGCGGGAUCCGUGGAGCUGGCUCGACUUUGUCGUCGUGAUGCUCGGCAUCGUCUCUUUCUUCGUUCCCUGGCUCGGCAACUUUUCAAUCAUCCGCGCCGCGCGGGCGAUGCGGCCGCUGCGGGCUCUCAAGCGGGUUCCGGGCAUGCCCCUGCUGAUCGAGUCGAUCAUCGCGUCGUUCGGGCAGCUGCUCAACGUCGCCAUCCUCUGCGCCCUGUCCUUCAUCGUCUUUGGCAUCUUCGGCGUAGAGCUGCUCAAGGGCAAGCUGCACUGGCGCUGCGCCGCGCCGGGCUUCGACGGCGUGGGCGACAUGGACUUUCCGGCGAGCGACGAGUUUGACAGCGAGGAGGCGUGCAACCCGGACGCGCCGAGCUGUGCCGACGGGUCCCGCUGCGUCUACUUUGAGGAGGACCCGGGCGCCGACACCGUCUCCUUCGACUCGGUGCUCAAGGCGAGCAUCUGGGCCGCCACGUUCAACGACUGGACGGACCCGAUGUACCUCUCGAUGAACGCGUACUCGCCGUGGGUGCUCGUCUACUUCCUGCCCGUGGUGUGCGUCGUCGGCUUCUUCGUCUUCAACCUCUUCCUCGCCGUCGUGUACGACGAGUUCAAGCGCGGCGCCGAGGAGGAGGAGCGCAAGACGGCCGAGCAGUCUGAGGAGGACAGGGAGGCGGCGGAGGCGACCAACCACCCUAGAUCACCGAUGGCGAGGUCGGAAGCUCUGAACCGCGUCUCGACUGCUCUCGUGGUCCUCAACCUCGUGCUGAUGUGCAUGCCGUAUGCGGACCAGCCGGAGGAGAUGUUCCGUCUGAUGAGGGCGUGGCCGGCGCUGUACCAGGUCUGUUCGGCGCUCGUCGGCUCGCUCUACCAGAUCUCCAACAUCCUGAUCCUGUUCUUGAUGAUGAACGUCAUCUUUGCGCUGCUCGGCAUGCAGCGGCUCCGCAUGCAGCUCUUCGGUGGCAAGCUGCCGCUCGACGACGGCGAGGUGCCACGGCAGCACUUUGACUACUUCAUGCCGGCGAUGCUCACCACCUUCAUCGCGAUGACGGGCGAGUGGAACGAGACCUUCCAGGCUUGCGCCGAGGGCGGCGGCUUCUGGGCCGCCAUGGGCUACUUCACCGCCCUCCUGCUGGUGGGCUUCCUGGUGCUGGCCAACCUCUUUGGCUGCGUGCGCGACUCGUGCCUCGCGGUGGUGACGCAGCCGUGGUUCGAGGGCGUCAUCCUCCUCCUCAUCUGCGUCUCCUGCGUCACGCUCGCGCUGGACACGCCGCUGCUCGACCCGGCGUCCGACUUGGCGUGGUGGCUCAAGAUGACGGGCGCGUUGACGACGUCGUGUUUCGUGCUCGAGUGUGCGAUGAAGGUGCUCGCGUAUGGGCUCUGCGCCUACCUGAGCGACGGGUGGAACGUUCUCGACUUCUCCAUCGUUAUCGUCUGUGUGGCGUCUUCGCCGCUGGUGGUGUCUGCGAUCCCGCAGCUCAGCCACCUCAGCACUCUCAAGACGCUGCGCGCGCUGCGCCCCCUCCGCAUCGCGGGGCGCAACCCGGGGAUGCGCCUCAUCAUCGAGACGAUCCUCAAGGCCCUCCCCGCGAUGACCUCCGCGCUCGCGGUGCUGGCCGCCUUCCAGGUGCUGUUUGGGAUUCUGGGGAUGCAGCUUUUCAUGGGCUCGCUUGGUGCGUGCAACCUCGACGAGGAGGCCGACCACGAGAGCUGCAUGUCGAUGUCACCCGACGAGGACGGCACCGCGCCGGCCUGGGUCAACACGAUGGCGGGCUCCUUCGACGACUUUGGGCAGGCGAUGCUGCUGCUGUACAUCACCUCCACGGGCGAGGCCUUCAAUGACUACAUGUUCGCGCAGAUGGACGUGGUCGGCUUCCGCAAGCCGCUCGAGCGCGACGACUACUCAGCGUACUCGCUCUUCAUGAUUGCGUGGCAGCUGAUUGGCAACUUCAUUGCGAUGAACCUCUUCAUCGGCGCGAUCGUCGACAACUUCACCAAGGUGCGCGGCGUGACGCCAGACUCGCCGCAGCUCAUGACGCCAGCGCAGGCGCAGUGGGUGAAAACGAUGCAGCAGAUUGCCAAGAAGAAGCCGCGGCCGCGGGCGCGUCCGCCGAGCAACCCGCUCCGCGCCGCCGCCUUCCACCUCGUCACGUGGAAGCUCUUUGACCUCCUCAUCAUGGCCAUCAUCCUCGCGAACGUGGGCGUGAUGGCUGUCGACUACUGGGGCAUCGAGAACGACCCGCUCGUCUUUUGGUUCUACAACGACUCGAACGACAUCUUCAUCGCCAUCUACUACAUCGAGUGCGUCCUCAAGAUCGCCGCCCUGGGCGGCGCCUACUUCGCGGACGGCUGGUGCCGCUUCGACUUUUUCCUCGUGUGCAUGUCCCUGCUCGACGGGCUUGCUGUGUACGUGCUGCCCGUGCCGCCGACGGUGAUCCGGAUGCUGCGCAUUCUGCGCCUCCUCCGCAUCUUGCGGCUGCUCAAGAAGGCGGAGGGCGUGCGAGAUCUCGUCAUCACGAUGGCGCUCUGCUUCCCCGCGCUCGUCAACGUCUGCUCACUGCUCUGCCUCCUCACCUUCAUCUACGCCGUGGUCGGCGUGCAGCUCUUUUGCUUCACGGGGCUGGACGACGCAGAGGGCAUCACCGAGGACCGCAACUUCGCGGGCGUCGGGAACGCCUUCCUCGUGCUCUUCCAGUUCAUCACCGCGGACGCGUGGGGCGACGUGGUCUUCGACCUGAGUGUCACCGAGGAGGACGGUUGCACCGCGGACGGGGCGGCCUUGCCGUACUCGGACGAGAGGGUGUCCAACUGCGGCUCGCCGCUCGCGUCCAUCCUCUUCUUCUGCUCCUUCAUGGUGCUCGCCAACUUUGUGCUGCUCAAUUUGAUCGUGGCCGUCAUCCUGGAGGAGUUCGCGCUCCUCUCGGAGCAGCGGCGCGACCUGGUGUCGGCGCAGGACGUGGAGCACUUCAGCGACGUGUGGUCGAUGCACGACCCGGACGCGGACGGCCUCAUCCCCGCCGCACAGCUCCCCCAGUUCCUAUGCGACCUCGGCCCUCCCCUAGGGCUCGACCCAGACUACUCGACGCGCGGCUCGACCGUCGGCUCCGCCCCGCUCAAGCGCGCCACGCGCAUGUGCGUCCGCGCGGGCCUCAAGCGCCGACCGUCGCAAAACUCGGAGCCACAGCCGUACGCUUUCCGCGACGUCUUCGACAAGCUGGCCCUGCUGAAUGCGAGCGAGAAGCUCGAACAGGACGAGACGCGGCGACUUGGAGUCGACGGGACGGACGUCAAGCGGCAGUCGAGCGCCCGCGCCAUUCAGCUGCAGUGGAUCGAGAACUUGCAGUCUCGAGGGGAACCAGGCUCCGCUCGGUCGUUCCCCGCCAUUCGUCAUGUGGUGGAGGCCACAGCCGCGAGCCGAGUGCAGGCGGCCGCGCGCGGGAGUGGGGGUCGGAGACAGCUCGAGAGCAAGCGCAACAAAGCCAACGACGAGCACGACGCCGCCGUCCACAUCCAGCAGGCGUGGAGGAGCGGGCUGAGCAGGCGGUGGCAUCGUAUUAUCUCAGCGGUCACGCGGAGCAAGUGA
Emiliania huxleyi CCMP1516 is the source of this 3909-nucleotide messenger RNA. RefSeq names its product voltage-gated Ca2+ channel, alpha subunit (gene CAV2). Gene Ontology annotation, cellular component: plasma membrane; voltage-gated sodium channel complex. Gene Ontology annotation, biological process: transmembrane transport; monoatomic ion transport. Lineage: Eukaryota; Haptophyta; Isochrysidales; Noelaerhabdaceae. Bases 1 to 3909 code for a protein of 1302 amino acids. Gene Ontology annotation, molecular function: calcium ion binding; protein binding; voltage-gated sodium channel activity. The transcript has 7 exons. The record is from RefSeq and is a predicted model, not a curated record.